Messenger RNA from Colletotrichum karsti, 612 nucleotides. Its product is annotated as GNAT family. The transcript has 3 exons. The coding region runs from base 1 to 612 and encodes 203 amino acids. Gene Ontology annotation, molecular function: acyltransferase activity, transferring groups other than amino-acyl groups. The record is from RefSeq and is a predicted model, not a curated record. Lineage: Eukaryota; Fungi; Ascomycota; Sordariomycetes; Glomerellales; Glomerellaceae.
AUGACGGCUCCCGUUGUUGAAGUCGCUCGGCUGCAAGAUGCCCCCGCGCUCGCCGAAGUCUUCUUCAAGGGCUUCAACGACGAGUUCUUUCACACACUGUUUCCUCGGAAUGAAUUUGGACGAGACUACAUGAUCAAAGCGUAUGAGGGGUUCAUGCUCUCGAAACAGAACAACAGCCAAGAAGGCCAAGUCUUCGUCGUGAGAAAUGAGAAAGGUGGUGUUGCCGCAAGUGCUCUCAUCUGGAUCAUCCGGCCAGAAGACAACGGGACCUGGUCAUGGCGAAAGCGAUGGCCGGCCGCAAAUGCUGGGCAGAAAGAUGAGCUUCUAGACCAGUUCUUCACCGAUAUGGCCACUCAGCACGAGUCCAUCAUGGGCAAGGAUCCGCACAUCUACUUCGAGUUAAUCGUGACGGAUCCUGCCUACCAACGGCGAGGUUAUGCUCUCGCGCUGUUGCAUCACGCGUCCCGGAUCGCUGAUGAUCUUGGCUACCGCAUGUACCUCGACUCCGAAAAGGACGUCAGGCCACUCUACAAACGCGUGGGCUACGCUGUCAUUGACGGCGUGGAGCAGACUUCACCUAUGGUUCCCAUGGUGCGACCGGCCAAGGCAUGA